Molecule: messenger RNA, 1939 nt
Organism: Lecanosticta acicola
Lineage: Eukaryota; Fungi; Ascomycota; Dothideomycetes; Mycosphaerellales; Mycosphaerellaceae
Source: the annotation of a GenBank genome assembly
AUGUCAGGUCAAUCGCGUCGGCGUGGGCCGGUAGGAGGCCUUCUUGGUCUCGUUGGGCAAGGCGUCGGUAUGGCAGCGGAAUACCGCGAGCAUCGCAAACAACAGAACCAAGCUCGGAGUGCUUCACAACAACAACAACAACAAGAAGAAGAGUUUUGUGGGGAGCCUUCAGACAGGCAUCGAACUACGCAUCCAGUGCAAGAUGAUCCGCCCGCUUACAAUGACAUCGCUGGUCCGUCCGAGCGAUCACUCGAAGCUGGGCAGCCAGCGUCGGCCGAGAAGAGCGGCAACCGUGAGCUUAGAGACGAGGACCUUACAGAUGAUGACAGUGACUCUCUCGAUACCGCGUCGAUCGAAGAGGACGAGGAAGACUGGGAGCUCGACGACUUUCAGGACCCAAUAGACAGCCAGGGACUUCCCAGCUACGAACAAUCGGAAGCCUUGCAGGAGAAUGAGACCGUCGAUGAUCUUGUUCGUGAGGUGAUGGCUUCAACAAAGCGUUCGAAAGCGUCCUCCGAUGAGAUUACAGCCUCCGACCGACCCUUGCCGUGCCCUGUCAUCAUCCCCCAGAGGCGCCCUCGCACCAAGGCUCGAGGCUUCGUACGUGCUUACUCUCCAGUAUUGGAAAACUGUGGAAUUGACCAGGCUACCUUCAUGAAAUUCCUCAAAAACUUCCACAAAUCUUCCCAGCAAUCGCCAAUCUUCCCGGCUCUGGCCAUCUCGGCGAGGAUCGCUGGUUUGGCUCCGUCCGUGAUCGCUACGGCCGUGUGUGCAGCUGUCGAGGUUGGUGCUCGUGUUGGUGGCGAGAUCCAAACUCGUACGAGAAUGAACGGCUUUCUGGAUACCAUGAACAAGGAGCUUUUCCAACCUGCGGGUCUGUACGCCAUGAUCUUCAAGUACAAAUCGGACGCGGAGAUGGAGCGAACUGCUUCUGCUGGCGGAGGCUUGCUCUCCAGUUUGAUCCGAACUGAGCAGGUUGAUCUGUCGACCACGCAAUCUAUUGCGAAAUACGGCAAGGGACUGUCUAGCGAGCCCCAACAGAGUUCGACCGCCACUAUGAGCGAUCGCAUGAAGGCCUUACGUGUUGCGAGCGGCGCCACUAGAGGGACUGCAAAUUUCCCCAUGGCCGCGCCACUGGUCUUCCCCGAGAUUGAUUAUAAGCUGGAUCACGAAGGCCCGGAAACGUGGAAGGAUAAAGCGAAGGAUGCCAAGGGUUUUCUCAAUGACUAUAUGGACCGACGGGCUCAGAUGGAAUAUGUGAGUUCUCAAUGCGACACACUGGAGUGAGUAGCGAUACUGACAUGAAGACAAGGAGGCACAAGAUCCCAGCUCGAAGCUUGCAGUCCCAACGUCACAGCAUGCCUUCAAGUCACCUCUAGCAGACCCAAAUCAUCCGAUGUAUUCUGGCGGACUGGUCACGCUUGCAUCUGGUGGAAAGCUCACGCCCCGAUUAGAAAGGCGAGAACGGCGUAGAGAAACGCAUCUUUUGAGAGACACACGCCGAAUCGAACGGGGAAGAGAGCCUCGUCAUGAACGCCGUCGUGCCCGUCGAUACGACGACGAAUAUCACGACGAGCUCUCCGCUAGGACAGGACGAGGGCGCGGUGGUCUGCUCGGAGGGGCCCUACGUGCAAUUGCAAGUUCUCGCGGCCGAGGGAGCGCUUCUAUUGCCACCAGUUGCGCGUCGUCCUCCCAAGAGUACGAAGAUAUGUAUGGUGCCACGCCAGAGCUCAUCGGCGGGAAUUCAGGAAGGGAUCAGGAUCCUCUCGGUGAGCACAUUGGACGAAGUCGGCGCCGAGGUCGUCGUCAGCGUGGAGGACGCCGUGGCGGAAUGGUUAGAAGGGUGUUGAGAGAGGAUGUCCUCUAUUUGAUGGUGGUCAACAUGCCAUCCGAGGAAGAGCUUGCCGAAGCGAGGAGGGAGCUAGCGAGGGCCAAUUGA